ACCCCGCCGGGGAGGACCUGGAGAGCCUGAUGCGGUGCCUGAGCCAGGGCGGGGUGUCCCUCAUCGGGCAGCGGCGGUUCCUGACGCAGGAGCAGUGCCGAAAAUCCUUCCUGCGGCGCAACAAGAACCCACACAUCAACGAGAGGGUGCACGCCGUGCGGGCGCUGCAGAGCACGCUCAAGGCGAAGCUGGUGGAGCUGGAGGCGCUGGAGCAGCUGCUGGGAGAGGCUUCGCUCACCUCGGACACCUUCAGGCGCUGGAAGGAGGAGCACCAGGAGCUGUACCAGGAGCUGCGGGAGGGGUGGGCAGGGCGGCAGCGCCAGGGCCACGACGGGGGGCUCGGGGGCGAGCAGGACCCCCCUGGAGAGGCGGCUGGACCUUGACAUCCCACCAGGACCUGGCGUGGAUGGGUGCUGGCAGAGCUCGGGGGGCAGAGGACAUUUUUGGAAGGCUCAUCGCUCAGAGACAGUGGCUCCUGCUGCAUCCACCUCCCUCCCCGGGGUGAGGGCGUCGCUGUGACGAGUCUUUUACUUUUUCCCAAGGACACUUUUGAGUCUUACUUUUCCCAAGGACAUUUUGGUUUGGCAGAGGGAAGGGGGGGGGCUGUUCCUAGAGGGACGUGCCCCACGCUGUGGUGCUGUGCCAAGGUGGGGGGCUCUUGUGAUGUAAAUAAAUCGUGUU
Molecule: messenger RNA, 681 nt
Organism: Lepidothrix coronata (blue-crowned manakin)
Lineage: Eukaryota; Metazoa; Chordata; Aves; Passeriformes; Pipridae
Product: connector enhancer of kinase suppressor of ras 1-like
Exons: 2
Source: RefSeq, a predicted model, not a curated record